CGGCUCGACCUCUUUCGCAGUCUGCCGUCGGUGAGCAAGGACGUCCACGUGCUAAUCCUCUUCAAAACUGUACUGCUACAUAAAUCAUCAUGUCUAACUCUAAGGCUAAGCCUCCAUACAAAGUUGCUGACAUCAACCUGGCCGAGUUUGGCCGCAAGGAGAUGGAGCUUGCAGAGAAUGAGAUGCCUGGUUUGAUGGAGAUGAGGAAGAAGCAUGGACCCAGUAAGCCACUUAAAGGGGCUCGUAUUGCUGGAUGUCUUCACAUGACCAUUCAGACGGCUGUUCUUAUUGAAACUCUCACAGAGCUCGGAGCCGAGGUCACAUGGUCCAGCUGCAACAUAUUCUCCACCCAGGAUCAUGCAGCCGCCGCCAUUGCCAAGACGGGGGUGCCAGUGUAUGCCUGGAAGGGUGAGACCGAUGAGGAAUACAUCUGGUGCGUUGAGCAGACCAUUGUCUUCCCCGACGGUCAACCACUUAAUUUGAUUCUUGAUGAUGGCGGUGAUCUGACCAACCUUGUACACACCAAAUACCCACAAUUCCUUCCAGGUAUCAAGGGGCUGUCUGAGGAGACUACCACUGGAGUCCAUAAUCUAUACAAGAUGAUGGAGAAGGGAGAGCUCAAGAUCCCAGCAAUCAAUGUCAAUGAUUCUGUAACUAAGAGCAAAUUUGACAACCUUUACGGCUGCCGUGAGUCACUCGUCGAUGGCAUAAAGCGGGCGACGGACGUCAUGUUGGCUGGAAAGACCUGUGUCGUUGCCGGUUACGGUGAUGUGGGCAAGGGAAGCGCACAGUCUUUGAGAGCUUUCGGUGCCCGUGUGAUCAUCACAGAGGUCGAUCCAAUCAAUGCUCUCCAGGCAUCCAUGGAAGGUUAUGAAGUGACGACCAUGGACGAGGCAUGCUCAAAGGCUCACAUCUUUGUUACCGCCAGUGGCUGCAGUGGAAUCAUCGAGGAGCGUCACUUCCUGCAGAUGAAGAACGACUCUAUCGUCUGCAACAUCGGUCAUUUUGACUGUGAGAUCGAUCUUGAUUGGCUCAACAAGAAUGCCAAAAAGGACACCAUCAAACCACAGGUUGACCGUUACACCAUGCCCAGUGGGAAGCACAUCAUUGUCUUGGCCGAGGGUCGUCUUGUCAACCUUGGCUGCGCCAUGGGUCAUCCCAGCUUCGUCAUGUCCAACUCUUUCACUAACCAGGUCUUGGCCCAGCUUGAGCUCUGGACAAAUUCAGAGAAGUACAAGGUUGGAGUUGUUAUGCUGCCCAAGACGCUUGAUGAGGAGGUUGCCCGUCUUCAUCUGGACCACCUUGAUGUCAAACUGACCCAUCUCACCGACGAUCAAUCCUCAUACCUGGGACUGAAGAAAACUGGACCAUUCAAACCCGAUCAUUACCGAUACUAGACCCAGCGUGCAUUCACAUGCUCCAUUUCUUUCAUCCGAGGCGCGCGGUGGGUUGCAUUUACAUUGCACAAAAUCCUGCGUUCGGAGAGGGGUUCCUCAGCGGGAUGAAUGGGAAGAUGAUUAGAUCAUGAUAUCUGCAAUUAUUCAAUCAAUCUUCGUCCUCCUUAUUAGAAUUUUAGUUAAUGUCUGUGGCACUGUUGCCGAAAUUGAAUUUUCUAUCGUAGUUGUGAUUACAGUAUUCAUAUGAACACGAUGUGAGUUUGUCUAACAACUCUCUCUAGUGUGAAUUUAAGAUAACUUCUGAUAUCAAAGAUGUCAUUAGAAAAACAUAACUUUUUUGGUUUCUUCAUCAUCAGAUUUGUAUUCCUGGAGGAGGUUCUUCUCUCUGUAAUUCUUCAUCAAAAGGAAAAGGUUCUCUCUGUAAUUGUAUUUAAUACCAGAUAUCAAGUUAUAUGACACACAGUUGCAUAGAUUUAUUUUCUGUUUAUUUCAUUGAUGAUCUCCAUGAAAGUUGCUUCAUUUAUAUGAAAUAAUAGCAUUAUACUAUCUUUGCUUACAUUCCAGAGAUGUACCAUAUGAAAUACCAUACUUUUAUAGGGAAAAUUAUGUAAGCAAUAAAAUAAGUACCAAGGUCUAUUUGAAUAAUUACACAAAAUUCAAUUAAACAGGAUUAUAACCAUAAAAAGUUGACUAACCAGAAUUACCUUCUAUUCAACUGUUGAAUAGGUUUUAUAUAGUUCUUUUAAUAUUACUUUCUUUUCAUAGAUAUUUCAUCUCUAUGAGACUGUUUAAUAAAAGACGGUUGACAGCUGAUUUAUGUGGUAUUCACAUAUGUAUGUUUAUUAUUGACCAGAAAUGAUGUACUAUUUUCUUAGCAGUUCCGCGAUGAAUCCAAUUUAUGUGGAAUUGGUGGUAUCAAGAUUUUGAAAAUGAUUAAAACGUGGAAAUAAUUUA
Lytechinus variegatus (green sea urchin) is the source of this 2351-nucleotide messenger RNA. RefSeq names its product adenosylhomocysteinase A-like. The record is from RefSeq and is a predicted model, not a curated record. Gene Ontology annotation, biological process: L-methionine cycle. Lineage: Eukaryota; Metazoa; Echinodermata; Echinoidea; Temnopleuroida; Toxopneustidae. Gene Ontology annotation, cellular component: cytosol. The transcript has 8 exons. The coding region runs from base 90 to 1397 and encodes 435 amino acids. Gene Ontology annotation, molecular function: adenosylhomocysteinase activity.